This is a messenger RNA of Mesocestoides corti, 426 nucleotides long. NCBI's taxonomy places the organism in Eukaryota, Metazoa, Platyhelminthes, Cestoda, Cyclophyllidea, Mesocestoididae. The record is from the annotation of a GenBank genome assembly.
UGUUCUUUGCAUUUGCGAACCUUCAGGAAGUAUUUUUAUCGCGGGGUUGAUCUUGAUCAGCUUCUGGAUAUGAAUAUGGACCAAAUUGCUGAGUUAUUCGAUGCUCGCAAAAGACGUCGUGUAAGGCGAGGGCUCCGGCAGAAUCACAAAACACUUCUUAAAAAACUCAGAGAAAGCAAGAAAAAGUGCCCUGUUGGCGAGAAGCCUGCUGUUGUCAAAACUCACCUGCGGAACAUGGUCGUAUUUCCUGAAAUGGUUGGAUCAAUCGUUGGUGUAUACAACGGCAAAAGCUACAACCAAGUCGAAAUUCGUCCUGAGAUGAUCGGCCAUUAUUUAGGCGAGUUCUCAAUCACCUACAAACCUGUAAAGCAUGGUCGACCCGGUAUUGGUGCGACUCACAGCUCUCGAUUUAUACCACUGAAGUAA